AUGGCUUUUUUGACCAAGAACAUUUGGCCCAAAGAUGGGAGGAACCGAUCGCAUAUCCCGGCCAUGCCGGUGUGGAUUGCAGGCGUCAGGAUAGCACAGCUCGUAAGGAACACCGCCGCCGCCACCACCAACGAGACCCCACGAUGCGAUGCCGCGCGCAACUUAGGAUUGGGCAAGGAUGUUCGCAUGUCGUGGAGGUUGCGAGAUGUUCUCUCGAUCGCGACGUUAGCAGUCACCGUCUAUGGUCUCACCACCAUGCAAAAAGCGACAAACUAUCGCAGGAUAACGUCCUUCAGCGGCACUGAAGGCUUCCCAUUCUCAUGGUUCGCUUUCGCGUGGACCUUUUCCUACUUGACAUGGCUAGGAGUCGCCGUCAUGUUCAUCCCGAUGAUGUACAACUGCUGGGUGCAUCUUGGACUUGAAGUUCUCACCAUUGUUUUUUGGCUCAUCACGAUGGCGCUGUUGGCCAGCCAUGCCGACGACCUGGACUCCCUCGAUGCUUUCAUUGUUACGUUCGGGCCCAAAUAUGAAGUUUACUACAAGAUGAAUGUCGAGCCGUUUGCCGAGGGCUUCGUAGCCGCGACUUAUACCGGAACAGCACUCUCGACCGUCAACUUUGUGCUGUUCAUCGUUUCUAUCGCCAUCUUUGGCCGCGCUCUACAUGCUUACCGGAAAGCAAACUUGGAAAAGGCUCCCAGCACGACCGACUCGCAGAAGACGAUCCAGGCCGAGGGUGACAAGAUGGUGGCCUCGCCACAAAUGACCUCCGCGGUGCCGACUUACAUUCACUGGCACCACAACAACAACACCAUGAACCAAUAUCACCCGCAGCAGCACCCUCAAAUGUACCCUUACUACGCCCAACCGUACGCCCAGUCGCCGCACUCGCAAUCGAACCCCUCACCUCCGACCUCCGUACCGCCACCACAAGGAUUCCAACCGGCAUACUACCCCGGCGCCCAGUGGCCGCCUCAACCACCUCAACAACAACCGCCUCCCGAGGGCGGCGUCUGGCCGCAGCAGAACUACGGCAUGUACCAGCAACAAGUGCCCAUCGCCUCUCAGCACACGGGUCAGUCCGGGACCGACCUCGGCACGCCCCAGUUCCCAAUGGUGAGCCCCGUGACGGCCACCAAGUCCGACCUCCAAGGCGUCUACCCGACGCCGCCGCCGGGAAGCACGACGACGGGGGCUCACUCUCACUCGGGAUACAUGGCGCCGCCAGCACCACAGCCGCCACCGCCGCCGCCGCCGGCUCCCGGAUCGGCGCAGUCGCCGGUCGAACUGAACGACGGUCUGGGGGAGGAGAACAUGCCUGCCGAGUUGCCGAAUAACCCGCCCAGAUCACCCAGGUGA
Colletotrichum karsti is the source of this 1356-nucleotide messenger RNA. RefSeq lists its product as uncharacterized. The transcript has 6 exons. The coding region runs from base 1 to 1356 and encodes 451 amino acids. NCBI's taxonomy places the organism in Eukaryota, Fungi, Ascomycota, Sordariomycetes, Glomerellales, Glomerellaceae. The record is from RefSeq and is a predicted model, not a curated record.